Molecule: messenger RNA, 549 nt
Organism: Cercopithifilaria johnstoni
Lineage: Eukaryota; Metazoa; Nematoda; Chromadorea; Rhabditida; Onchocercidae
Source: the annotation of a GenBank genome assembly
AUGGAAGCAAGGGCAAAAGUUCGUGUCAAAGCAACAAAAGUCAAUGCUUUUGCUGAGAUAAAGAAGUCUAUCACACGUAAAGAACGUAAUAAAGUAAUCAGAAAAAGAAAGCCUGCGGGAAAAACUACCCGAAGCGAAAGUGAAUCGCAGAUGCGUAAAUCUGCAAAGAACGUCAGAGUCAAUGAUUUAGCCGGAAAAGAAGAAAAACAAGCGAAUAAUUUACCGAUGAAACAUGUGGCGUGGACGCUCGAUUCAACCGAUGAUGCUUGCCGUGCCACUGUUGGCUACAAUACUGUUCAUAACGCGAAAGAGGACCUUUUUGAUCAUGCAGGACGUAAAAGAUUCUUGAAAAAAACAGCUUUGUCAAAAAUUGAGUCAGAAGGUCAAGGGUCAGGAGCGAGUGGGCAAGAGGAGCGCAAUAUAAAAACAAUGAAAUAUGCCAGGAGCUCCGGUGUUCCUGCGUCCUCGAAAGAAAAAUCUGCAUCGGUUAAAAAAGGUCGUAAAACACGAACAAAGAAUUUUGUGAAAAGCAGAAACUCUGAAAAGUGA